CACUGGUUGAGCCGAGUUCGCCUGGCCAGGGCUGCGCGCGAGUUCAGAGUGGCAACAUAAAGGAUCAGCUGAAGUGCGGAAGUAAAAGACCAGUGACGCCGUCAUGUUUCCGUCUGCUGCUUCCCGUGUCCUGAGUGGAAACAAAAACACGGCCAAAGAAGAAGCCUGAAGAAAACAGCACAAUAUGCACACAAUGACCGGCCAACUGGGAGAAGAUGGGACGUCCCACCAUGCUUUUGUCCCCCGCCAGAGGAAAACUUCAAUCGCCGUGUUUCUCCGCCCUCAUUGGCCAGUUUAUUAGAUCCCUGAAGCCUGAAGGGAGGGAUCCUCUCCCCGAUUGGUCCUUGGAGCCGUCGGCCUAUCGGAUUUUGUCAGGCGGCGUCUCCUGUGCAGCAGAUUCCAACAGGACAGUGGAGGAUCAGCGAGUCUUCAUUCUGAGCGCUGGUGUUCAUCAUGGAGGUGCCCAGGAUGCCUCAACCCGUCCCCUUCCCCCGGACUAUUCAUAACAUCGUCUCCUCAACGCGGUCUCCCCAGGGAGCAGUCGACAGCAUCACCGCCAGCGACACCCAGGGAGGAAAUCUCCAGGAGGAGAAGGACGAAAGCGCGGAGGACGAUCCACUCGGAGAGGACGGGGAGGUCACGGACGAGGCCGACCGCUCCGAUGUGGACCUGUCCUCCCGAGAGAGUUUUUUAGAGGAGCGUUCCGUGUCCGAGGAGGGGGUGUCAGCGGAGGAGGCUGACAGGAAGGCGGAGGAAGAAGAAGCGGCCAGAGAGAGGGCGUCCCAGAGGCAGCUGAUGGCCAUCCAGGAGCUGGUGCACUCUGAGAGGAACUACCUACGUCUGCUUCAGAUCAGCACUGUCACAAUCAGGAGCAACCUGCAGAAACUACAGCCUCCGCUCGCCAACUUGGACAGCAUGUUCCUCUAUAUCGAGGACGUGAUCGACGUGUCGAGUCGCCUCCUCAGCCUGUUGGAUCAGAGGCAGAUGCAGCCUGGAGAUCCGCUCUUCCUGGAGGCACUUUGUAACACCUUCCUCAGCCUGUCCUCUGAAAUCGAGGCGGCCUACAAGGAGUACCUGACCAACUACAACCGCGUCACCGUGGUGGAGAACUCCUACAAGCAGAAGGAGGCGCUGUGGGACGAGAUCGUCAAAGUCAUCAAGAUGUCGGCGCCCGAAGUGAACGCCACCUCCUUGAGUUUCUUCCUGGUGAUGCCGGUGCAGCGCAUCGCCCGCUACCCUCUUCUCCUACAGACCAUCCAGAAGCACACGGACACGCGUCACCCAGCAUACGAGCUCCUGGAGCGGACGGCUCACACCUCCGUCGCCCUCAACUGUCACAUCAACGAGUACAAGCGCUUCCGGGAAGUCGCCGACAAGUACAAGAAGACGGAGACGCUGAGCAUCAUGGACAAGUUCAACCGCUUGAACUCCCACAGCAUCGCCAAGAAAACAGCCAGGAUUAGACAGUUCCUCAAACACGAGACUGGGAUGGUUCCCAAGCUGGUGGACGAGGAGUUUGAUGCUCUAGAAUACUUCUUUUACGUCCUGGAGCACGGCAUCUUGCAGCUGCUGGACAACGUGGAGCUGUACCUCCACCACCUUCAGAGGUUCCUGCAGUGCAAAACGGAGGAGUUUGACUUGGACAUGGACGGCGAAAAGGCCCCCAUUUGCUACAAGGAGAUCACGACCGCCCUCAGGCAGUGGAUCCUCCCCACAUUUGAGAAGAGGAUGAGGACGCUGAUCCACAAGCCUCUCUGCGCGCUCCGUGACCUCCUGGUGGGCCCGAGGAACCUGAUCCGGAAGAGGCUGGACAAGCUGCUGGACUAUGAAGUGAUUGAGGCCAAAUCUUCUCUGAGCUACGAGGAACAAGCCAUUGCCAACACGUACAAGACCAUCAACACCUUGCUGCUUAACGAGCUGCCGAAGUUUAACGGCUUGGCGCUGCAGAUGAUUUGGCGCAUGCUGGGCGCGUUCAGCUGCCUGCACAGAGACCUCACCUGCGACAUGGAGCAACUCUUCCAAAGCUUCGCCCAACAGCUUCCCCACAGCUCUCUGGAGAAUGGUGUGUUCUGGGAGUGGGCGGAGUCAGCGGUGCUGGAGGGUUCAAGGAGACUGGAGACUUUGUGUCACGGUGUGGAGGAGACGCUCCUGGCUCCCGCCACGCAGCCUCUCGGCACGACCUCGCAACUCCGGCUGAAGCAGCUGACGGACAAGCACGGCUCUGACAAGAUCUACCAGGUGAUGAGCGCCGUGGUGGGCAGCCGGGACCUGGACCUGAGCCUGGCCAAAGGAGAGCUGGUGGCCGUCAUCAGCCAGGCCGACAGCCGCGGGGACAGCCGCAGGUGGCUGGUGGACGCCGGAGGCCGGCGAGGCUACGUGCCGUCCUCAAGGCUGAUCCGCUAUCAUCAGCCGGCAGAAGAGCCGCCCCCGUCGCCUCACCCGCCCUCGCCGCAAGGUGCCGUAUGCGUCAGGAGGCACUCGUACACACCGGAGCUACGACACACUGCGACGGUGCACAGCCAGCCCUGCUUCCAGGUGUUUGCGGCCUACAACUUCACAGCGAGGGGAAACCACGAAGUCUCCGUGGUGGCGGGCGAGCCGGUCCGGGUCCUGGAGCCUCACGACAAGAGAGGGAGCCGCGAGUGGAGCCUGGUGGAGGUGAGAGGCAGGCGGAGGGGCUACGUGCCCUCCAACUACCUCGCCCUGGUGCCGGCGACGGCGGCGGCGAGCUCGCCCGUCGGCGCCUACCAGCCGGGCUGCUGACGACCACAGCUGCACUCCACUCGUUUUAAAUGGAACACAGCAGAGACUCCCCAUGCUACUAUGCUGCCUCCUGGUGGUGUGGAGUGGGAAGAGCAAGCGUCACGUUAUCUCUUGACUGGAACGCCAUGGUCAUGCACUGCAAGAACGAGUUAGCAAUGCUAACGCUAACAAUGCUACCUCGCAGUAUAUGACAAGUGGAGUCCUUUUUCGUCCUCCGUGUGCGAGUAAGGACGAGUAAGUAUGGAGGUAGAUUUGUGUCUUUAUUACGAAAGGUUUUUUUUAGACACUGAAUUUAUGUAGCUUAAAAUAUGCUAUUUCAUUGAAAAAAAAUUGUUAGCCAAAUGUGUGUAUAAAAAUUAAGUGUUUUAAAAUUUGUGUUUAAAAAUUCAGUGUAAAAAAACUUGCUGCCUGAAAAAGCAAGAUUUAAAAUUCAUUGCUUAAAAAUUCAGUGUAAAAAAAAAUUCAGGUUAAAAAAAUUUGCUGCCUGAUAAAGCAAGAUUUAAAAUUAAUUGUUUAAAAAUUCAGUGUAAAAAAAUUUGCUGCGUAAAAAAGCAAGAUUUAAAAUUCAUUGUUUAAAAAUUCAGUGUAAAAAAAAUUCAGUGUAAAAAAAUUUGCUGCCUGAAAAAGCAAGAUUUAAAAUUAAUUGUUUAAAAAUUCAGUGUAAAAAAAUUAGCUGCCUGAAAAAGCAAGAUUUAAAAUUAAUUGUUUAAAAAUUCAGUGUAAAAAAAAUUCAGUGUGAAAAAAUUAGCUGCCUGAAAAAGCAAGAUUUAAAAUUCAUUGUUUAAAAAUUCAGUGUAAAAAGAAAUUCAGGGUAAAAAAAUUUGCUGCCUGAAAAAGCAAGAUUUAAAAUUAAUUGUUUAAAAAUUCAGUGUAAAAUAAUUAACUGCCUGAAAAAGUAAGAUUUAAAAUUUGUUGUUUAAAAAGUCAGUGUAAAAAAAAUUCAGUGUAAAAAAAUUUGCUGCCUGAAAAAGCAAGAUUUAAAAUUCAUUGUUUAAAAUAUCAGUGUAAAAAAAUUUGCUGCCUGAAAAAGCAAGAUUUAAAAUUAAUUGUUUAAAAAUUCAGUGUAAAAAAAAUUCAGUGUAAAAAAAUUAGCUGCCUGAAAAAGCAAGAUUUAAAAUUCAUUGUUUAAAAAUUCAGUGUAAAAAAAAUUCAGUGUAAAAAAAAUGUGCUGCCUGAAAAAGCUAGAUUUAAAAUUGUUUAAAAAUUCAGUGUAAAAAAAAUUCAGUGUAAAAAAAUUAGCUGCCUGAAAAAGCAAGAUUUAAAAUUCAUUGUUUAAAAUUUCAGUGUAAAAAAAUUUGCUGCCUGAAAAAGCAAGAUUUAAAAUUAAUUGUUUAAAAAUUCAGUAUAAAAAAAAUUCAGUGUAAAAAAAUUAGCUGCCUGAAAAAGCAAGAUUUAAAAUUCAUUGUUUAAAAAUUCAAUGUAAAAAAAAAUUCAGUGUAAAAAGAAUUCAGUGUAAAAAAAUGUGCUGCCUGAAAAAGCUAGUUUUAAAAUUCAUUGUUUAAAAAUUCAGUGUAAAAAAAAUUGCUGCUUGAAAGAGCAAGACCCACUUUUGGUAAAUUAAGACUGAAGUAAACGAUCAUGUCUCAGAAGGAUUAGGGUUAAAUGUUUAUUAUGUUGUAUGAUGCCCAGGUAGCCCAGUUAACUGCCUUUUUUUAACAAUCAAUUAAUCAACAAAAGUUUAUUUAUAUGGCCCUUAAUCACAGGUGUCUCAAAGGGCUGCACAAGCCACAAUGACAUCCCCGGCUCAGAUCCCACAUCAGGGCAAGAAAAAAACUCAACCCAUAUGCUGUUUAGCAACACCCGUAUCAAAUGACUUCAAACUUGACACCUCAUUGGCUGGUUCUGAGGCACGCUCGAUUGCUUCUGUCUGGAUUUAUCGGAAGUGAGUCUUGCUUUUUGAAGCAGCAAACAUUUUUUUACACUGGAUUUUAAAACACUGCAUUUUUAUAUACGCAGAAUUUUUAAACACGUAUUUUGCUGACACAUUUUUUUUUUCAAUUAAAUUGUUCGCAUGAUUGGAAGUAAAAAAAAUUCAGUUCCCAAAAUUCAAAACGCAAAGAAAUUCAGUGUCAAAAAAAACACUUUUGUAAUAAGGACACAAAUUCACCUCCAUGAAUAAGAUCUCUCCAUCCCGAGACACUGGUUGACAGUUGGAGGAAAAACAAUGACUCAAAGAAAAGGUGUGGCAGAACAGCCAGAAAAAGCCAAAGAAGAAGCAAAAUAGAGACAAUAGUCGCUUUGUGCGACUGAAAGGUGCGCUUUUCUCAGAAACGUCGGAAUAUUGGGACGUCAACGGACUCGAGCGCUUUCACUGUGUUUUUAUGUAAUGGCCGUAAACGAAGGACGUUUUGUGUUGCGACGAAAAACGUCAGCGCGACUACAGCAGGACACCUGAGCCGCCUGCAGCAAGAUGUCAGAAAACUGCAUGGUCAUGCUAGCGUGCUCACGACGACGCUGCUGUUAUGAAGUCAGCAGGUGUGUGCGCGUGUGCACCUGGAGGGGACAGGAGCAGCAUCCCUGCAUGCAGACUAGUGAUGUGCGGAUUGAUACUGAAAUAUCAUACCAGAUAUUUAUGCUCUAAUAUCGAUUCUCAAAUCAAAAUAUCGACACACUUGAUACUUUUGUUCAGGGGUGUCCAAACUGCGGCUGGCCGGCAUCUCCGAUUUGGCCCGUGAGUCAGCACGAGCUCAACAAGCAGUCCUGUGCAGGGUGUUUACAUCCAUCCAUUUACUACCGCUUGUCCCUUUCGGGGUGCUGUUUGAUAGGUGCUUAUUUGUCGCCAUCUUGUGCACAACGUGAGGCCAGGCCAGUGGACACACAACAUGCCCAGCAUUUACUUGUAUGACCCAAUCCAAACAACCUUCCCUAGUUGAGGCGCAGGAAAAAAAUAAAGAAUCAACAAACAUGUCACACAUACCGCAACCUGCUCACUGAACUUUGUGGAUAUGAUUAAAAAAAACAGCCAACCACCAUAAAAAAUUCAAAAUUACAGCCACUUUAAUCCAUUGCAAGGCAUGAUGGGAAAAAUGCAAAAAACUCUCUCCACACUUACCCUCUUCGGCACAUUUUAGCUGCUUGAUAUUUCUGAUUGAUUACAAAACUUUGCAAAGGUAAACAAGCUAGGAGUUGAACUUUCACAUGCUCUUAAUAUUCAAUUCUAAUAAUUAUUAAAUAUA
This is a messenger RNA of Entelurus aequoreus (snake pipefish), 5939 nucleotides long. RefSeq names its product rho guanine nucleotide exchange factor 37-like. The transcript has 18 exons. Gene Ontology annotation, molecular function: protein binding; guanyl-nucleotide exchange factor activity. The coding region runs from base 454 to 2763 and encodes 769 amino acids. Lineage: Eukaryota; Metazoa; Chordata; Actinopteri; Syngnathiformes; Syngnathidae. The record is from RefSeq and is a predicted model, not a curated record.